Messenger RNA from Uncinocarpus reesii 1704, 654 nucleotides. RefSeq lists its product as uncharacterized. The coding region runs from base 1 to 654 and encodes 217 amino acids. The record is from RefSeq and is a predicted model, not a curated record. The transcript has 2 exons. Lineage: Eukaryota; Fungi; Ascomycota; Eurotiomycetes; Onygenales; Onygenaceae.
AUGGGCACUCCUCUGUUGCGCUUCAUGUUCUACCCAAUGGACCAGCUGAAGCUACUGGGAUCGAGUAUGCGCCAGAUGGUCGGGAAGAAAUUUGACCCCGAGAAGGACAUUAUCGACCAAAGCAGCAAGGUCAUCUUGAUCACUGGAGGUGAAUCUGCAACCCCCAUAUAUUCAUUCAACACAUCCACUCAGCCAUUAUAUACUCAUGAACUAAUGAGAACCCCCGUAGGAAAUACCGGCCUCGGAAAGGAAACAGUCUUCCAGCUCGCUAAACAUAACCCAACACGCAUCUACCUUGCCGCGCGCAACACCGCCAAAGCCCAGGCCGCAAUCGCCGACAUUCAAAAACAUCUCUCCCAACCAGCCGAUAUCCACCAUCUCCCUCUCGACCUCUCAUCCUUUGCCUCCAUCCGCGCUGCCGCAGACCAAUUCACCUCCUCCAACAACCGGCUGGACACCCUGAUCCUCAACGCCGGCAUAAUGGACAUACUGCCCCAUCGCACCAAAGACGGCUACGAAAUGGACUUUGGCACAAACCACCUCGGCCACUUCCUCCUCACCACCCUUCUCCUCCCUACUCUCGUCAACACCGCCAAGAAGCUGGAGUCCGAGGGCAAGCCGCCGGACAACUGGCGCGUCGAUACCCAGAGUUGA